Molecule: messenger RNA, 1149 nt
Organism: Cutaneotrichosporon cavernicola
Lineage: Eukaryota; Fungi; Basidiomycota; Tremellomycetes; Trichosporonales; Trichosporonaceae
Exons: 4
Coding region: 1-1149 (382 amino acids)
Source: RefSeq, a predicted model, not a curated record
AUGGCCAGCCCACAAGACCACUCCACGAGCGAGCUGCUGCACUUUGAGCCGGUGCACUCCACGACUGAGCUGCUGCACUUUGAGCCGGUCCACCCGUCCUCGGCCGACCUGCCGUACGCCGACCUGGCGACGAUCGAUGUCUCGUCAUUCUACGACGGCGAGGCCGCCCAGCGCUUACUGGCGGAACAGGUGCGCAAGGCGAUGCACGGCGACGGCUUCUUCACCCUCGUCGGGAUGGGCAUAAGUGAAGCCGAGAUUUCGCGGCAGGUCGAUAUCGCCUAUACCGUCCUUGAACGCACGCCACUGGAGGAGAAGAAGAAACUACGCGCACGCAUGCAAGAGGACGGGUGUUACAAGGGCUUCAAACCACGACAGUACUACGAGUUCGGGGAUGGGGUCAAGGACCAAAUCGAGCAGUUCAACUGGUCGAGGGAUAUGAAGCAGGAAUUUCCCACUGCAAUGUUGCCGUUCCUUGAUCAAGUCAAGGAGUUUACAGACCGGGUACACAACCACGUACUGUUCAAUCUCCUACGUUUGUUCGCCCUAGCUCUCGAGUUACCGAUCGACACAUUUACCGAGAAACACAAGUUUGAGAAACACGACGAGUCGUGGUUCCGAUAUAUGGCAUACUAUGAUGCGCAUAGCCGUGAAGAUGAGGCGAAAACCAAAGGCGUAUGGCUCAAGGGUCACCAAGACUUUGGGACGUGUACGUUUGUCUUCUCGCAGCCCAUGGCGUCGUUACAGGUCCGCUCUGAUGACGGGGUAUGGCGGUUUGUUCGGCAUACUCCAGGGGGCAUUGUGGUGAAUUGCGGGGUCAUGAUGGAGUGGUAUACGGGCGGAUACUUCAAGGCUGCCAACCACCGAGUUGCUGCGCCUCCCAAUGACCAGCGGGGACACACGCGGUGUGGCGUGUUGUAUUUUUCCGUGCCGAAUGACGACCAACGACCCAACACCCUUAUGGAGAGUCGUGUGCUACAGCAGGCGGGCGUACUGAAAACGUUCGAGGAUGGCAAGGGACUGUCGAGCAAGGUCUAUUCCCAAGCUCGGAUUGCUAGGGUUGGCAAGAGCGAGACGUAUAAGCGACAGUGGGGGGAUGGGGAGGUGGUGGUGGAGAUGAUUGCCGGUGUCGAGGUGCCGUGGUAUGGAUAG